GACUUCAUAGCAAUGGCUCCUCUGAUGGAGACAAGAAGAUACAGCCUGGUGAGGUCAGGUGACAGUGUGACAGUGUGACAGUGUGAGAGAUUGACUGAAGUUACAGAUGGAGGAGGACGAGUGCUCCCUGGUUCUGGGCAUUGAUGUGGGUACAAGCUCUGUGAAAGCCGUGUUGCUUGAGCCUAGAUCAAGGGAUGUGGUGCACAGUGAGAACCGUGACACCAAGGCAGGACUAGAUGGUGACUUCGGAUACCAGGGAAAAGAACAAGAUGUUGGUAAAGUAAUAAGUGCUCUAAAUGAUUGCUUGACCGCCCUACCCAGAGAGAGACUUAAAAAAGUUACACGGAUUGGGUUGUCUGGACAAAUGCAUGGGAUUGUUUACUGGCAAACAAACCAAGGAUGCCAUUGGAUUAACAGCGGGAACCAGCGUGUCUUUGAGCCCAAAGUAGUCAGUCAUCUCAUUACCUGGGAAGAUGGACGAUGUAGCACAGACUUUUUAUCCUGCUUACCACAGCCACUCUCCCACCUCAAUAUCGCAUCAGGCUUCGGUUGUGCUACUAUAUUCUGGCAUUUAAAGUACCGACCAGAAUUCCUAGAGCAGUAUGAUGCUGCUGGUACAAUCCAGGACUAUGUUGUCUCCAUGCUUUGUGGCCUACAAAGACCUCUGAUGUCUGUCCAGAAUGCUGCUAGUUGGGGAUAUUUUAACACCAAAUUCAAAACCUGGAAUACUGACUUAUUACAAGAGUGCGGGUUUCCAGUGUAUCUGCUCCCUCAGAUUCUGGAUGCUGGGUGUAUAGCUGGGAAGACCUCCUAUGAGUGGUGUGGAAUUCCACAAGGAACAGAGGUUGGAGUAGCCUUGGGAGAUUUUCAGUGUGCAGUGUAUUCUUCUGCAGCUGAGCGCACAGACGCAGUCCUGAAUGUAAGCACUUCUGCUCAGCUGACCUUCUCAAUGCCAGAAGGAUUUCAGCCUGAAGACCACCCCAGUCCCGCAGAAGCUGUCACUUAUUUUCCUUACUUCGAGGGUCAGUACUUGGCGGUCGCUGCUUCCCUGAAUGGAGGAAAUGUGUUUGCAUCCUUUGUCGCAAUGUUGGCUCAGUGGAUGGCUGUGUUAGGUCUUGAAACUUCUGAUUCCAACAUCUACACGAGAGUGAUCAAUGCAGCCUUACUUGUAAAUGAGACCCAUUUCACAAUCCGCCCCACUCUCUUUGGUGAAAGACAUGCACCUGAGUCUUUUGCUUCUGUGUCAAACGUGACAUCCACGGAGCUGUCAUUGGGUCACGUGACCAGAGCCAUGUGCCGCGGGAUCAUUGAGAACCUUCAUUCCAUGCUGCCAGCCCAUCGACUGAAAGAAUCUGGGAUUAAGCGGAUCAUUGGAACAGGCAGUGCUUUGGCCAGGAAUGCUGUGUUAAAGCAGGAGUUGGAGAGAAUCUUCCCUUUUCCUGUGGUCUACAGAAAGGAUAUUGAUUCUGCUCUAGGUGCUGCUAUGAUUAUGGUGAAACAAUAAAUGGGUAUUAAUCCUAUGAUCUUUCAUCAUGGGCUUUAAGUGUAACUACUACUAUACAAAGCCAGUCUGUUCAUAGUUUCUACAGAGGUAUCUGGUGGAAAGCCAGAUCAUUGUUUUCUUGGCAUCUACAGUAUGUAUCUUCUGAUUUUUGCCUAACACAAAUGUACAGUACCUGCCUUAUAAGCAAUCUGUUUCCAAGACUAUGGGUACAGUCUUGUUACGGAUACAGAUAUCAAGGUGUUUUGCAAUAUGAACUUCAGAUUGUCUUAUAUCCAAUACCUGUACCACACAAUCACAAUAAACUAAGUUUGGAACUGUU
Messenger RNA from Pseudophryne corroboree (corroboree frog), 1823 nucleotides. It is a transcript of the gene SHPK, whose product is annotated as sedoheptulokinase. Bases 107 to 1504 code for a protein of 465 amino acids. The transcript has 7 exons. The record is from RefSeq and is a predicted model, not a curated record. Lineage: Eukaryota; Metazoa; Chordata; Amphibia; Anura; Myobatrachidae. Gene Ontology annotation, molecular function: sedoheptulokinase activity. Gene Ontology annotation, cellular component: cytosol. Gene Ontology annotation, biological process: glycerol metabolic process; cellular response to lipopolysaccharide; phosphorylation.